UUUCGAUCUUGCAUCCUGCAUCCCGAGUCAGAUAAUUUGCGAUUGCGGGAGGAAUUUUUCACUAUGAAUCAUUCCUUAUCUCAUUCCUCUUCUCAUCUCCACGCUUUCAUCCCAUACAAUGUCCCGUGAAUUGAAUAUUCUCGUGCUAAUUUCUGGCUCCGGCUCCAACCUCCAGGCGCUCAUCGAUGCCUCGGCGAAGGGCCUCUUGGGCCACGCCAGGAUCCACAGGGUCAUCUCAUCGCUGGCCGACGCCUACGGGCUCACCCGGGCGGCGAACCACCAGAUCCCUAGCCAGGUACACCGCUUGAAAGAAUACUACGCGAGUAUUCCAAAGGAGGAUAAAGAGGGCCGCAAGGCUGCCAGAGAGCAGUUCAACACGGAUCUUGCGAACAUUGUUGUGCACGGCUCCAAGCACGGCUCAGUGGCCGACUACGUGCGCCCCGACUUGGUGGUGUGUGCUGGGUGGAUGCUCAUCUUGUCCCCGGCAUUUUUGAACGUGGUGGCAGAGGUUAACCUUCCGAUCAUCAACCUACACCCGGCACUUCCCGGGGCCUUCGACGGCACCCACGCCAUCGACCGUGCCUGGCAGGCUGGCCAGGAUGGCCUCAUCACGGAAGGUGGUGUCAUGAUCCACAAAGUCAUUGUGGAGGUCGAUAGAGGCGAGCCGUUGUUGGUCAAGAAGCUCGACUUGAGAAAGGACGAGACCUUGGAGCAGUACGAGGAGCGUGUCCACUCCACGGAGCAUGUGGCCAUAGUGGAGGGCACCAAGUUGGCUCUUGACGAGGUUAAGCUCUAGCGACCCGGUUGUGGCUAGAGAAGGUUUAAAGAAAUGUAGAAAUAUUCAUUGAUCUGUAGAGAUAAUGGUAGGAACUGGGACUAGCGUGAGUAGGGGUGUUUGGUGCACUAAGGUUAAAUGUUCAGACCAUAGGGAGGGAUGGAUAUAAACUGGAUGGAAAUGAAAAAAAAAAAAACAAUUCAAGUAUCGCCGUUAUGCUAUGUUGCGC
Babjeviella inositovora NRRL Y-12698 is the source of this 1004-nucleotide messenger RNA. It is a transcript of the gene ADE8, whose product is annotated as phosphoribosylglycinamide formyltransferase. NCBI's taxonomy places the organism in Eukaryota, Fungi, Ascomycota, Pichiomycetes, Serinales. Gene Ontology annotation, cellular component: cytoplasm. The record is from RefSeq and is a predicted model, not a curated record. The transcript has a single exon. Gene Ontology annotation, molecular function: phosphoribosylglycinamide formyltransferase activity. The coding region runs from base 119 to 796 and encodes 225 amino acids. Gene Ontology annotation, biological process: 'de novo' IMP biosynthetic process.